AUGUCUUUGAUUGGGGGGAUUCUGCUGGCUGCCUUGUGCCUGGGCACUGCCUCUGCUGCAUCGCUUGGGGCAGUGCAUACAGAGGGCGGAAUGGUAGAGGGAAAAAACGUUAGGAUGGGUUUCCUACGUUCGGUGGACGUGUUCAAAGGCAUUCCUUUUGCCGCCGUACCAGGAAGGUUUGAGAAACCGCAACCACAUCCAGGAUGGGAAGGUGUGUUAAAAGCCAAAAAGUAUAAGGAGAGGUGUCUACAGGUGACUCUGCUACAGACCGGCACACAUGGCAGUGAGGACUGCCUGUAUCUCAACAUCUUUGUUCCCCAAGGUCGCCAAGUGUCCACUGACCUGCCGGUUAUGGUGUACAUCUAUGGGGGUGCAUUUCUCCUUGGGGCAUCCAACGACCUCAGUUUCAUGGGGAACAGCGUGUAUGACGGGAGAGAGAUGGCCGACAGGGGCAAGGUCAUUGUGGUGACUAUCAGCUACCGUGUGGGUACGCUUGGCUUUCUCAGCACCGGAGAUGCAAGUUUGCCAGGGAACUAUGGACUUUGGGACCAGCAUGCUGCCAUUGCCUGGGUGCACAGAAACAUCAAAGCUUUCGGAGGGAAUCCAGACAACAUCACCCUCUUUGGACAGUCUGCUGGUUCUGCCUCUGUGAAUUACCAGAUGCUGUCUCCUUACAACAAGGGCUUAUUCCGACGUGCUAUCUCUCAGUGUGGGGUGGCCUUCAGUCCAUGGGCUAUGCAGAGAGACCCAAAAGCUCUCACUAAGAAGAUUGCAGAGAAAGUGGGCUGCCCCACUGACGAACAAAUGGUUACAUGUCUGAAGAUGACCGACCCCGUUACCCUGACAACUGCGGGCAAAGUAGCCCUCUCAGACAUGGGCAACGGCCCUGUGCUGCACAUGCUGGAAUUUGCUCCAGUAGUAGAUGGUGACUUGAUUCCAGAUCACCCCAGCAAACUCUUCCACCAUGCGGCCGAAAUCGACUACCUCGCCGGCACAAACAGCAUGGACGGCCAUCUAUUUGCCGGCAUGGACAUCCCAUCCAUUAAUGAGAAACGCAAGCCUACUGACCCGGAGGAGGUUAGAAACCUGUUGGCAGGACUGACCCUGGAGAAAGGAGAAGCAGCAGCCAACUUAUCUUACAGCAUCUACUCUUGGGACUGGGGGCCAAAUCCAGAUCAGGAGAUGAUUAAAAAAACAGUGGUGGACAUUGAAACAGACUACCUCUUCUUUGUGCCCACACAGAUAGCCCUACAUUCACAUGCAAAGAAUUCAAAAGGGGCAAAAACAUAUUCCUAUGUUUUCAACAUGCCAACCCGAAUCGUUUUCUAUCCAAGCUGGAUGGAGGCCGACCACGCCGAUGACGUCCAGUAUGUGUUCGGAAAACCUUUCCAGACACCGCUGGCCUAUUUCCCACGGCAUCGCGACGUGUCCGGACACAUGAUCGCCUACUGGACCAACUUUGCCAGAACUGGAAAUCCAAACGAAGGAGAGAGCGAGGUGCCUACUCAAUGGCCGGCUUUCACUGAGACAGGAAAUCCAUCCCUGAUGAUUAACAACAAAAUCAACAGCGACUCCGUCAAACGCAACCUCAGAGCUCGUUACGUUAGCUACUGGUCGACCAUUUAUGCUGGUCUUCCCACUAUAUAG
Chanos chanos (milkfish) is the source of this 1647-nucleotide messenger RNA. RefSeq names its product bile salt-activated lipase-like. The transcript has 11 exons. The record is from RefSeq and is a predicted model, not a curated record. Bases 1 to 1647 code for a protein of 548 amino acids. NCBI's taxonomy places the organism in Eukaryota, Metazoa, Chordata, Actinopteri, Gonorynchiformes, Chanidae.